AUGACACUGUACCUGAAAAGUGCGUUAUUGGGCGCCCUGUCCGUUCACGGAGUCUCCGGUGCAGCAGUCUCCAAUUCACAAGGAAAUAUCUUGGGAGAUAACGGAUGGCACAAAUAUGUUCGUUCACCAAACAACACUGUAUUGAGGCCUCAAAGUAUUCUAUCAGGGAACACAACGGGUAAUGUCACCAACCCAAAUGGUUUACUCGGGGAGGGCAGUUCGCCUACAACCUUGACUCGCACCGAAGAAGAUGUCGAUAUCCCGUCGGUUGUUGUUGACUUCGGUCAAAAUGUUGUCGGUAUUGUCUCAAUUGACUUUGCUGGGUCAUCCAAUUCUUCUGCUGGAUUCCCAGGAUUGAAAAUAGCAUUUUCCGAGACUCAGCAAUAUUUGACCAAUGUCAGCGAUUUCACUAGAUCCGACAACAUGGCUGCCGUCGCAGUUUCCAACGAACCUUAUACUUGGAAAGAUCAGACUGGCUGUCAGCAUGGUAGCCAGGUAUGCUCGGAUGGUCUCCACGGAUUCAGAUACAUGAAGAUCUGGCUUGAUGCCAUCGAAAGUGAUGCUCCUUAUACCCAACCAUAUGGAUCUGUCUCUAUUUCAAACAUCGAACUAGAAUGGUCCGCGUAUUUAGGAACCCCAGAUACUUUUACUGGAUGGUUCGAGUGCUCAGAUGAAGAUCUAACUCAAUGGUGGUUUGACGGUGUUUAUACCACCGACAUGAAUACUGAUUUAUUCUUAGCAAAUGAGACGGAUCCUCGAGACUCUGCCACACCUACAUUGCAAGGCAAGGAGGUUGUGUUCGACGGGGCUAAGAGAGAUAGAGAUCCAUAUGUUGGCGACCUAGCAGUUGCAGCUUUGACAUCUUAUCUGUCCCAUGACAACCCUGAAGCCACUCGUAAUAUUCUCGCUGAUUUGGCGAACCACCAACGAUCCGAUGGAUGGAUCCCACCUGCCAGCAUCAACAAUUAUACCCUAGACUUAUUCGAUUAUCCUAUGUGGUGGGUUGUAUGUACAGCAGAUCUAGUGAUGUACACCGGCGACACAGAUUUUGCUACUGAAUAUUACGGCGUGAUGAAGAAGACACUGGACACUUACUAUGGUCAGAACCUCACGUUAAACGGAGGUCUUCUCAACAAAACCAACGGAUAUGGUGACUACGCUUUUCUACCUCGCUCCGGCGUUAUCACGUACUAUAACGCGUUAUACGUUCACGCCCUGAAAUCAGCUGCCCAAAUUGCCAAUCUCCUAGGACAUCCUGCAGAUAGUAGCACUUGGACUUCUCGUGCAUCAGAGGUCAGCGAGAAAUUGCUCACCCGCAACUGGGAUACUGCUGUCAGUGCGUUCUUCGAUGGAGGGCCCUGUCCCAACCAGGCCGGAGACACAAUUUGCAAUGUGCAUGCUCAAGACGGAAACGGCCUAGCAGUACUUUCUGGUGCUGUAAAUGCCUCAUUAGCCACGAACUUGCUAGACUACUAUGGCAACGCUACAUCUCAGCCAUAUGGAAAUGCCUUCUAUGAUAACAACCUUCUAUCCGAAGGGUUCUCAGAACGUGUGUAUGCUUUCAUUUCCUACUUCGAGCUUGCAGCACGCCUGUCUACACCCGGCGCAGCAGGCUCAGCUAUCGAAGAAAUCAAACGUCUCUACGGUUGGAUGUCCACUCACGAUCCCGAAAUUACAUUCUGGGAAGGUAUUGGCCCCGGUGGAUCGCCAUAUGAGCAAGGCUUUACCUCUAUGGCUCACGGUUGGUCUACGGGUAUUGUCCCGCUCAUGAGCAACUAUAUUCUUGGUGUUCAGCCCACAGGGUCUGGAUUCAAGACCUGGCAGAUUUGCCCUGUAACUGAUGGGGCGGAUCUUACGUGGGCCAAAGGAGAAGUCGGUACCCCAAAGGGCUCUAUUCAGGUAUCUUGGAGCAAAGGUGAAGGGGAAACUUUUAAGAUGCAGAUUGAGACGCCGAAGGAUACUAGUGGGGUUGUCUGUAUUCCUAUUGGAUCAUCCAAGAACAGCAAGAUCCUUAUGGACGGGAAACAGGUGAAACAAACUGGCAACGCAGCAACUGUUGGUCCAAUUGCAACAACUGGGAACGGAUACAGGGUACUCAAAGUCGAUGGUGGAUCCCACACAUUUACGGUUGGACAGUAA
Penicillium angulare is the source of this 2139-nucleotide messenger RNA. RefSeq lists its product as uncharacterized. Gene Ontology annotation, biological process: carbohydrate metabolic process. Lineage: Eukaryota; Fungi; Ascomycota; Eurotiomycetes; Eurotiales; Aspergillaceae. The coding region runs from base 1 to 2139 and encodes 712 amino acids. The record is from RefSeq and is a predicted model, not a curated record. The transcript has 3 exons.